AUGACGAUGAGCAACCUCGACAAGGACGAUUAUCCCGCGGAAAUUCUAGGGUACGCCGAACCAUGGAUUGUUGCCCCUGGUGACUCCGUAAGAAUAAAGCAUCAGAGGAAGUCACGGAAAUCCCCAGAGAGCAACGCAGGGGCAGAUUCCAGCUGUGGAUUCUCAGUCGUCCUGAACAUGCAGAAUUCACUUGACAUUGUUAUUGGCACCGGUCUCGAAACCGGGCAUGAAGUGUUGCGCACCGACCUCAAACCCCAGAAGAAUACCUGGUCAAAGGUCACGCUCACCAUUAGCGGGAGGUCAGUCCGAAUGACGCUGGUACACAAAUCAUUCCAUGUCGAACCGAUUCCACCCCCCGGGGCCUUUGAGAAAGUCAACUGGCUCAUCGGUGAAGCGCUGGUGUCCGAGCCAGGACCCCUGAUAAUUGCGGCAUGCCCGAGCGACCGCAACAGCAACAAAUACAAUGGUCCCCAUCCCCAGGUGACCGACUUCUUCAACGGCCGCAUUGAUGGUCUCACUUUGACAGCAAAGGGUCCGCAGCCGUCAAUUCUUGCCAAAUAUGACUUUUCACUUGACAUCUCAAGUGACCGUAUCAUCGACGUCUCGGGCAGUGGACAUGACGGUGUUCUGAUUAACGCACCAAGCCGAGCUGUCACCGGACAUGACUGGGAUGGAUCUCAGUGCGACUGGACGCGGGCAGAGCAUGGAUACGGCGCCAUACACUUCCAUGAAGAUGACCUCGACGAUGCGGCGUGGGACACGGAUUUCACGAUCAAGAUUCCGCCGAGUGCACGCUCUGGCGCCUACGCAGUCGAGGUAGAAACCACGAAUGGGCGGGACAGGGACUCGAUUACUUUCUUUGUGCGGCCGACACAGUGGACGUCGGACAUUUCCGAGAAGGUCUGCCUCGUCCUUUCGACGUUCACGUACCUGGCCUACGCCAAUGAGCGCUUGCUCGACACGAGCAGCCAUGUGUUCGCGGACGACUUCGACGUCGAGCAAUGUGAGAAAACCAGCGAGUUUUACAAGAUUCGCCGCCGUCGUGAUCUCGGCAUGUCUCUGUACGACACCCACAAGGACGGUUCAGGCAACUGCUUCUCGUCUUCCAAACGCCCCCUGCUGAACAUCUGCCCAGGAUAUGUGAUGUGGGCGUUUUCUCGCCCGCGUGAAUUUUCGGCUGAUCUCAUGAUGAUCGGAUUCCUGGAGCGGGAGGGCAUUCCGUACGAGAUCCUCACCGACCAUGACCUGCACUCACGGGGAGCCAGCUGCCUCCAAGGCUUCAACACCGUCAUCACAGGCUCUCACCCAGAGUACCAUACUUUGCAAUCUUUCGACGCUUACAGCGGGUUUGCUCGAGGUGGGGGGAACCUGAUGUAUCUCGGCGGCAACGGAUUCUACUGGGUCAGUGCCGUUGAUGUCGCCCGUCCGCAUCGAUUGGAAGUGCGCCGAGCCGAUGUUGGAACCCGCACGUACACGCUCCCUGGAGGAGAGCACGUCAACAGCCUCGACGGACGAUGGGGCGGUCUGUGGAGGUCACGGGGCAUGAGUUGCAAUAUGUUGUUCGGGAUCGGAUUCAGCGCACAGGGUACCGGCACAGGCGUCCCGUACCGCCGUACAGAAGCGUCCAGAGACUCAAAGCUGGCCUGGAUGUUUACAGGGGUGAGCGAGGAUCUGAUUGGUGAGCAUGGGCUCGGGGGUGGCGCAUCUGGAGACGAGAUUGACCGUUUCGAUGUUGACCAAGGCAGCCCCGAGGGCGUGUUGGUGCUCGCCACGAGUACUGGCCACAGUGAUGAGUUUGGCAUCGCUGUUGAGGAUCUCAUGUUUCCGGCUAUCAAAACCAUGGGGACUCAGACAGACCUGGUUCGCAGUGACUUGGUCUACUACAUUGGCGCCAGUGGCGGGGCGGUUUUCAGCGUGGGAAGUAUCAACUGGUACUGCUCGCUUGCAUGGGACGACUACGACAACGACAUUGCGCAACUCACUCGGAAUGUCAUCAGAGGCUUUCUGGGUGGGAUGAACUGA
Diaporthe batatas is the source of this 2022-nucleotide messenger RNA. RefSeq lists its product as uncharacterized. The record is from RefSeq and is a predicted model, not a curated record. The transcript has 3 exons. NCBI's taxonomy places the organism in Eukaryota, Fungi, Ascomycota, Sordariomycetes, Diaporthales, Diaporthaceae. The coding region runs from base 1 to 2022 and encodes 673 amino acids.